Lethenteron reissneri (Far Eastern brook lamprey) is the source of this 4694-nucleotide messenger RNA. Its product is annotated as filaggrin-like. The record is from RefSeq and is a predicted model, not a curated record. NCBI's taxonomy places the organism in Eukaryota, Metazoa, Chordata, Hyperoartia, Petromyzontiformes, Petromyzontidae. Gene Ontology annotation, biological process: ubiquitin-dependent protein catabolic process. Gene Ontology annotation, molecular function: ubiquitin protein ligase activity. Gene Ontology annotation, cellular component: nucleus.
UCCAAACGGCUCCUUGUCGGCGUUAAGUUGUCGCUUGGAGCCGCGAGCGCGUCGCGUCAAAAGCGGCGCUUUGGGAGCGCCGAGCCGCGAGUUCAACCUCGAGUUGCAGUAUCGGCAGCAGCAGCCGUCGGUAGCGGCCAUGGGGCAGCAGUAUGUGAAGCCGGCAUCUUCGGCACGACACACCACGCUGAGCGGCCACCGCUACGGACGCCGGCACGCGUACGUUGGCUUCCGGCCCGAGCGGGUAGCCCCCGACGCCGAGACGGCAACACCAGCGUCGCCUCAUCCGCCGUCACCGCCCCGUGACGGGAUCUCUACAUCUCCCGCUGCCACCGCCACCACCGCCACCACUGCGUCACACGUGAGACGAGGGCGCGACGAGUCAGAUCUGCGGGGUCGCUGCUACGCCGGCGAGCAUCCUCGCGGUCAAUACGACAGCGACGAAGAUUGCGAGCUCGCCGUUAACAAGCGGGAGCCUACUCGACGCUCCACUCGCAGCAGAGUCGCGAGGGAUGGAGCUACCGCCGCUGCUGCUGCUUCUGCAGGCGCAGCUGCUGCCGUUACUGGUGGCGCUAUCCCGAAAGUCCGAGAGAAAUGUAGCAAGCGCAGCAGAUCUUCAAACGAAGACAGCAGCAGCGGUUGUGACGUUUCUGGUUUCAGGUCGAUGUUUGAGGCGGCUGUUGCUGCUGCCGCCGCCGCUACCGCCACAACUGCUGCUUCGGAGGAACGUCCGGAGAAAGAAGCGGGAAGUGGCGGCGAAGCGGGACGCAGCUUCCAGCAAACAAGACAAGGUGCUGGUGAAGCAAGUAGCGGCCGAGAAGCGAGACGCGGCAGAGAGAAGGGGGGUUUCAGGGAAACCAGAAGCUGUAUGGAAGCAAGAAGCAGCAGCAGGGAUGCAAGGGACGGCAGAGUUGGGAGAAGCAGCUGUGGACGAAUUGGAGGCACAAAGAAAGAGAGAAACGUCCGAGAAUCGAGAAGCAGCAGCAGAGAGGAAAGAAAUAGCAACGGGGAAGCGAGAUGCAGAAUCGGAAACGCGAGCACUGUUGGGGGAAUCGUAAGCGGCAGUAGCAAAGGAGAGAGAAUUGUUGGCGAUGGACAACGCUGCAAGAUGAAGAUGAGUACUAGGGCAGCAAGAAGCAGCAGUAGGGAAACGAGAAGCAGGAGCAGAGAAGUCAACAUAAGCAGAAAAAAGAGACGCAAUGCAAACCCAAGAGGCAGCAGCAGAAAAGCAAGAGGCGGCGAGGAAGCGACAAGCAGCAGGGGAGAACGAAGCAGUGGGGAUGAUGAAAGCAGCGGGGAAGCGGGGAGCAGUAACGGGGAAGCAAGAAGCCGAGGAAAAGCGAGAAGCUGCAGGAAAAAGAGAAACUUUGAAGGAAUCGGAAGCAUUGGAGAAAUGAGAAGCAGUCGUGGAGAAGCCAGAAGCGGCCAUGGUGAAGCAAGAAGCGGAGGGGAAGCUAGAAGCAACGGGGCUGCCGACAGGGACGGAUCGGCAUCCAUCUUGUUGUCCCUGCUCACUCCGUGGGCUCAGAUGUCGCCCGAGUCGGACAGAGACAGCAGUGGAGUGGAGGAUGGCGACGGGCGCGACUCGGACAACUCGAGCUGGGAGACGUUCUCCCUCUCGGAUCAGCGGGUCCCCUUCAUCAGCGGGAGCAGUAGCAGCAGCAGCAGCAGCAGCAGCAACAGCAUCUCCUACAUGGACUACGACUACGAUGACGCCGAUGAUAUCAUCGAACGGGGCCACAUCAUCAUGGAUGACUUGGAUGACUUUGAUGAUGAUGAUGACGACUACGAUAACAACUUGGCUCUCUUGCUCGCGAUCAACAGUUACCACCGUGCUUUGCAACCCUUCCUGCAAAUGUCGAGCGUUGACGGCUCCUUGGAGGAGCUCUUCAAUGGCGACGACUACGACGGCGACGAGUCGGAGGGAGAAACCACGUCCGUGAACGACGCCUCCUUCGUCGAUGUCGGCGCCCUCGCCGAAGAAGGCUUGAGGAAUCUCCUGCAGCGGCCGCCACCGUGGGUGCUGCGUGAAGAGGAGCUGCGCUUGAGCGGCGACGACGGUGACGACGAAGGCGAUGGUGGUGGCGCCGACCGCGAUGAUGAUGAUGAUGCUGAUGACGGUCACGGUGACGAUGAUGACGAUGAUGCCUCGGAGGGGGAGGCCUUUUUCUUCAAUUCCGCAGACACGGCAAUGGCCACCAACGAGUUUGUGUCCGACUUCAGUCUGGAAGCCGAGGUCUUCAACCCGGGACGUUUUCCUCUCUUGCCUUUGGAAGAUCGGCUGUCUGCCAUUGAGAGUAUCGUUGCUAACCUGAAUACCCUCAUCGGCGACGUCACUGGGAUUCAAUUCCAGCCUACCCCGGCCUCCAGCGAGCUCACGUCGAGUCUGCCUGUCUUCUUCAUCAAUGACGAUGUAUUGGAGCAGAUCUGCACCAUUUGCUGCAGCGAGUUUGUGCGCACAGAUCAAGCCACUACCUUGCCCUGCUGCCAUCUCUUCCACACGUCCUGCAUCGAGCAGUGGCUCAAGAAGUCUGCCACGUGCCCCGUGUGCCGUUACCACCUGGAGGAGGAGGCUGCCGGGUCAACGCCGUCCCCUGCGCCACAUUACAGAGGAACGGGUCAAAGGUUGUGACCCCCCCCACGACCCGUACCCCAUCUCCGUUCUCUCUGUCCACAAACUGUCGUGUUCCCAUCACCGCGAGCUCGCCCACUCGCUCGCCCACUCGCUCGCCCACUCGCUCACCAACUCGCUCACCCACUCGCUCAUUCUAUCAACUAAACUACAGUAGAAACUAAACAAAACUUUUUUAGCAGGUCAGGCCUACUGAGCUAUGUGGCUCUUUUUCAGAAACGACCUGGCCACAAAUGAUACCUCAACGCGAAGCGGCUUCUCACGUGGGACAUUUAUAGCAGCCAAUUACUCCAAACGCGUGACGUUGAUUCUCCUCGCACACUCUUAACCUAACCCAGAAGAAAAACCAAAAUAGAAUAACUUUAUCGGUACAGAUGCUCCCACAAGGCCAUGCGGGGAGGGCGUGAGGCACAGUGUUGCUGCCAGCUAUCGUAGAGUGCGGCGGUCGUGUCGCUACAGUUCUCUGCGGUGAGUAACGUCUUGAAAAAUAAAACCCGACGCUAUGCCUCUAAGUAAAAUUAGCGCUGAAUCGCUUGCGCGUUUCCAAGAUUCAGCGGUGAAGCGGGGACACCCCACCCUGCAACUUGCAGUCAUCUGGGCCACGGGAGAGGGGUUAACCCACAGCACUCGCCCGCAGCACUCGCCUGUCCCUUCACUCACCUUCUCACUCUCGCAUGCCCUACACUCGCAUGCACUCGCUCAAACCCUCGCGCACCAACGCAUGCUCUCUCACACACACGCGUAUUAGCGCUCGCUGGAGUGCUCGCGCACACAUUGCCACGCCGACUGGCGCGCAACUGACUUGCGUAAAACAUCCACUCGCUCAUCGCCCCCAAGCGGAUAAAACGGCUGGGGAUUAAUAAAACGAGCACAUCUUGUGUACGGAGCUUGCGUUUAUCAAUCAAACUUUAUUUAAUGCAGCGGGCGCCCCCUUUGCGAUAAAGCAACCCCAACGCUUUACAUGUAACAUUGCAACAUAAUAAUUAAAGGUACACAAACUUUCAAACAAUUAUUCACGAUUAAAAAUCUAUGAAAGGGAUUAUAAAAUACAUAGUUUGUCAAUUUUGUAUCGAGUUAAUUUGUUUGUUCCCUGUAUCAGAUGUUGUUCAUGAUGCAUUCCACUUGAGCACAACGUCGAUCAGCACCCUGCCCCUUGAACACCCUACACACUGCACCAUGAACACGCUCCAUGCUGCACCACGAAACCCUACACACUGCACCACGAACACCUUACUCCCUGCACCACGAACACCUUACACCCUGCACAAUAAACACCCGACGAUCUGCAGAAACCGGACUGCCAAUGUUGAUACUCGGACUAUGAACCCCCCCCCCCCGGUCCUCGUCAUAGGAGCGUAGAAUUUCCGGCAUUUGAUUUGGGGGGUGCCGACGGACCGUUAUCCCAAUGCAAACCGUUGGCUUUGUUGGCGCGUGGGAAUUAUUUUUGACGCACUGCCGUUCGUGUAAGAUGCAUCCACCUUGCAAAUCCAAGACCGUGGCGUACAAAAAUACGAUUGCGGAAUGGUCACUUGUUUUUUUGAAUGUCUUGUAUAUAAUUAAUGUAAGAACGCCCGUGUAUAGUUUUGUGUUUAUACCUUUGGCAAAUGUUGCCACAACGGCGAAGCCGUGUGCAACGUGACGAAACAGAAUCGUUUGCUUGGCGGAAGACGUGAAGUUUCGCUCGCCCGAUUUGCUCGAGGCUUUAAAAAGUGAACGGAAUACUUUUGUGUUUUCAAACGCGUGCACGUUAUUUGCUUGCAUGUUUUGACUUUUGGAGUGUCCACUGGCCAGAGGUCGCCCGGCUCUCACGCGGCGCUGGUCAGCUGCCUAAUCGUCCCUUCGGGGUCGACUUAAAGCGAGUGUCAACGGCGGAUGGACAGCCACGCGGGACGACCCCUUGCCAAAAAAAAUUCCCUUGGGGUUUUCCCGCCGCUGGCUCGUGGUGGCCACGUGGAGGUGAAUUCCACUCCGUUCUCACUGCCGCAGUGCGACGUUGGCUGCUGCGCUGGUGAGAUGAUUGUAUUAUAAUUGUUGAGAACAAAUAAAGAACUUUUUUUAUCUG